Molecule: messenger RNA, 3803 nt
Organism: Lates calcarifer (barramundi perch)
Lineage: Eukaryota; Metazoa; Chordata; Actinopteri; Centropomidae
Product: probable E3 ubiquitin-protein ligase HERC4
Exons: 23
Coding region: 48-3101 (1017 amino acids)
Molecular function (GO): ubiquitin-protein transferase activity
Source: RefSeq, a predicted model, not a curated record
GUCACAGCGACUUGUUUUGAGUGCAUCGCUUCGGUCCAGGUGGAGACAUGGUGCAGCUGUACUGCUGGGGAGACAGCUCCAGUGGACAGUUCGGUCCACAGACAGCCCUCAGUCCGGUGUCCUGGACUGUCCCCGGGGUCAUAACCAACAUCUGCUGCGGAGAGCAACACACUUUAUUUCUCAACUCAGAUGGAGGCGUUCUGUCGUGUGGACACAACUCACAGGGACAACUUGGACGAAGAAAAAGUAAAGAUGGAAGGACACCAGGUCGUGUGGAGGGGCUGGGUGAUGUGGUGACGAUGGCUUGUGGUCAGGACCAUUGUCUGGCUGUGUGUGCAUCUGGACACGUCUUCUCCUGGGGGGCCGCAGAGGAUGGACAACUGGGGAUGUUGCCAAAUCCGCUCAGACCAAGUCGGGUGCCCAUACCAUUGCCAGUGCCAGUGAUUCAAGUUGCCUGUGGAAACUCCCACUCUCUGGCAUUGACUAAAGGAGGAGAUGUCUUCUCGUGGGGUUUGAACAGUCACGGUCAGCUAGGUCUGGGGAGGGAGGUGUCACUGCAGUACACACCUGACCUGGUGUGCGCUCUGUCCGGCAUAGCAGUGACCCAGAUUGCAGCUGGGGCGACCCACACUCUGUUCCUCACGCUCCCAGGCCUUGUGUACUGCUGUGGGGCCAAUAAAUCUGGCCAGCUGGGCCUCAACAGGGUGGAUGAGAGGGGCAGGUUUAACAUCUGUAUGGUACCUGCCCUCAGACCUCUGCGUGUCUCCUUCAUAAGCUGUGGAGAGGCACACUCCGCUGUGUUAACAAAGGAUGGUAAGGUUUUCACUUUUGGAGAGGGACGCCACGGUCAGCUUGGUCACAACUCCUCUGCUAACGAAGUGAAACCCACAUUGGUUGAUGGUCUAGACGGACCCGCUUCACAGAUUGCAUGUGGCAGGCGUCACACUCUGGUUUUGGGCUCCUCUGGCCAGCUGUGGGCUUUUGGCAAUGGGGUCAAAGGUCAAAUAGAGACUGGGCAAACAGAAGACAGUCUGACUCCCACUCUGGUUCAACUUCCAUGGACCGCUGACAGUGCAGCAGCCAUACCCAGUGCAGACUUGAGAAUAUCAGCUGGAUGGAAUACAAACUUUGCUUACUCUUCACCUGUACAGAACUCAGAUUGUGGACAGAUUACUGGGCGACUCGAUGAGACAAAACUGCAAAGAUGGCUGUCAAUGGAAUAUGGCAAUGCAGAAACAAGAAAAGAAAUAUCGUUGACGUUUCUGACAAGUUCAAGUCUUGUUGCAAGUUUCACAAAAGCAGAUGGUUCUUCAUUAAAAGCAGGUGCCCUAACUGUGGACCUUGAGGCAGCCAGCCAGGCUUUCGACAGGCUGCUGGAAAUACCAUGGAUCAAACAAUCAGUAAACCUAAAACCUCUAAUGGACUUGCUUGUUGCUUCAAUGACUUCCCUAAAAUCUCCAGAGAUCCUACUGAUUCUGCUGUCGUGCCCUCUUCUUCAAGAGGACUCCAACGUCAUGAACAUUGCGUUGCCUCUGGCACUCAUUAUUGGACAUCUGAAUGAGAAGGCUCUGGAUUUACUAAGAGGCUGGUGGUCUUCCCUGUCACCCUGCAUGCUGAUGAAGCACAUCAUGGUCUUCAAAAAGGCCCUGGCCUUCAUGCUAAGAAAUGGCCUCUUGGCGACCCACAACCGAGGAGUCAAAUACCUGCUGGAGGCCCUCAAACUGCUCUACAAAGCAAACAAAGCUGGAAAGUCCUACAAGGUCCCACUGAGCACGUUUUAUGUAGAGGAAAUCAUUGGCAACGUGCUGCCGGUUGAGGACGUCAGUCUUUGGUGGCAAUUUUCCAAAGUGGAGGAUGACCAUAACACACCCGCCAUCUUCUGCCGCUACCCAUUCCUGUUCACUCUGGUUUGCAAGGUGGCGGUUUUCAACGUCUUUGCAGUCAUAAUGAAGAAAGCGCACCAUUUCAUUCAUGAAUUGGCUUUGUCGUGGCCUGAUGAGUCACUGGUCGGUCCCCCAGAUGCUGCCCCGGCCCCGGUCUUCCAGCUAACCCUGAGACGAACUCACCUUGUCGAGGACACCUUCAGACAGCUCGGUGCAGCUGACCACUGUGCCUUCAAAAGGGAGCUUUUGGUGCAGUUUGUCGAUAAAAGAGAGGUGACAAAUGUCAACAAAAAGGACUUCUUCCUCCAAGUGUUUGACGAGCUCAUAGCUCCCAAGUCUAAAAUGUUCAUGUACGAUGAGAGCAAGACACUUAUUUGGUUCCCUCCCCGGCCAAAAGUGGAGGUGAAGACUUACUUCCUGUUCGGUGUUCUGUGCGGACUGGCUCUUUACAACCACAACAUUAUCCACCUGCCCUUCCCACUGGUUCUCUUCAAGAAGCUGGUCAGGGUCAAACCUUCACUCAAUGACAUGAAGGAGUUUGACCCUGUAAUGGGAGAGUCUUUGAGGUGCAUGUUGGAGGACUACACACCUGAUGUAGUCAGAGAAAUGGAGACUACUUUCACUGUGACCUGGGGAGGUGAGAAAGUUGAGCUUGAUCUGGAAGAAGCUGGAAAACCUGUCACAGGGUCAAACAGGAAAGAGUACGUAGAUGCUUUUGUCAACUACGCCUUCAACAAAUCAGUGGAGGGUGUGUUUGACUUGUUCAAGAGAGGGUUUUUUAAAGUGUGUGAUAUGGACGUGGUGGACUUCUUCCAGCCGGAGGAGCUGCAAGCAGUGAUGGUGGGCCAAGAAAACUACGACUGGGAGGUGUUCAAGCAGAACACAGUUUAUGAAGGAGACUACCACGCAGGGCAUCCGAACAUCAUUACCUUCUGGGAGGUGUUUGAGGAACUGACAGCAGAGGAAAAGAAAAAAUUUCUUUUGUUCCUCACAGGCAGUGACCGUGUACCAUUCAUGGGCAUGGAGAGCAUCAGGAUGAGAGUGGCUGUCUUGCCCGAUGCCAAUGAGCUCCAUCUGCCAGAAUCCCUCACCUGUCAUUGUCUGCUGUUACUGCCCAUCUACCGGAGAUACCCAGUCGAGAGGACAAUGCAGAUGAGGCUUCGUCAGGCCAUUAAUCACAACAGAGGCUUCUGGAAGAAAGAUAGCGCUACACGCUGAAGUACCAAUGGCUUCUUUAAAAACUAUAUGUUCUUUUCAGUUAGUCUUGGCUUUUUUGUUGUUACACACUGCUACUUCAGUGUCAUAAAGUACUAAAGGGGGAUCCAUUGUAAUGUUUUUUAAGAUAUGAAGGGAUUUAACAGUAGACCAGCAGGUCAUGUGGAGUCAUUUAGUACAAACUGGGCAGUAAUGCAUCAUAGUUACCAUUAUAUUCCUGCCUGCAUUUGUUUCAUGUUGUUAAAGCUUUAUUUUUAGUUUUUCCGUCUGUGCAGACUGGACUUAACUAUUAAAGAGUUUCCACUUAUUCACUUAGCUUUUGUGAUUUACAAAUAAAAAUGUUCACACCCAAAAUUAGUUAGCAUAAAAAAAUCACUUGUAUUAAGUACCUAGAUUGGAUGAAAGAGGGAUGGAUAUUGGGCCAGAACUUCCAGAUUUUUCUUCACUCCAUGUAAAGUCAGCAGUUGUUAGAUUAUGGUAUUGCUUUCAGUCAUUGCUAAGAAUAACCUCAGCUAUUAACCUAACCUAGUAUUAAGCAUUCUCUCUCUGUUCAGAUUAUACCAUCUUAAAUCUUUAGCAAGUGUUUUAAUGUUUGUGUAAAAAAACAGAAAUUCUAAAAUGUACGCAAUGUAGGAAAUCAUUCAUUUUUCUGCCAUCAGUACCUUAAUAACCAAACAAUAAAGUAAUUAAGUAACUUUAAAAAAA